AUGGCCGCCGUCACUCAAGCGACGGCUCCCAAGACGGCGCCCUCACGAGAGGAUGAAACUCUCCUCGUGCUUGCGCGAUUAAUGGAGGGUGGACAAGAGGAUGACGAAACAAUUCGCGACCUCGACCAACUCACGAAGCUGCUCAAUGAGGACACCCAGCUCAUCCAGGCCAAGGCCGGCGCCCCCACGAUAUGCAAACUCAUCGACGGUGACUGCGUCGACACCGUCCUGACAUAUCUCGACAUGAGACAGCCCGAGAUCGUCCGCGCACACGCCGUCAUCGCCACCUCCGCCUACCUCAAGGCCGCCGGCGAUGAUGGUGCCAAGAAGCUUUCUGGCUUCUUUUUCGACAAGAUCAAGAGGGGCACCUAUGACGACUACAUCGUUGCGUUCUGCGUCGCUGCCGCCACCUUCCCCGUUGUGCCCGACCUCACGGCAGAGCUAUUUCUCAGCGAGGGCUUCUUGAGCUCCCUCGGGCCUUUGAUGAGAAGGAAGUGGAAGAGCCGCAAGGUCGAGACCGCCUGCCUGGAGAUGCUCAACGCCGCCUGCAUGAAUUCGCAGUGCCGCGACGCUGUUAACAAGUACUGCACCGAGUGGCUCGAAGAGGUUGUUGACCAGGACCCCGACCAGAUCGCCAAGGAAAUGCAACAGGACCCCGAGUACUCGGCCAAGGAGGGCUCCAUCACCAUGCGCAAACACUCGGAGCAAGUCCAGAACCUCGCGGCCGUCAUCCUAGCGAAACUGAGGGCAGUGCCCUCCGCACCGGCGCAGAGUGAGGACGGGCGAGGGAAGAUUUCACCUGCAAUCACUACCAUCGAAGAGCUGUCGACGAGAUUCACCACCAUGCUCCUGAGUGAAGACGACCAUGGGCACCAACACUCUAUCGAGGGACUGGCCUACGCAUCGAUUCAGCCGGUAAUCAAGGAGAAGCUGGCAGGGAACGCUGACUUCUUGAAGAAGCUUGUUAAGACGUUGGCCAACGCUCCGCCCAAGUCGCCUGUGACCUAUGGAGCUCUCAGUAUUCUGGUGAACCUCACUAGAUACCAGCCCAGUCUGACCGAGGAGGAAAAGAAGAUGAACCAGCUCAAGGCCUACGCCGCCGCCGCUGGUAAGUCCGCCGGACCCGAUCCCCUCAACGACAACGAUCAUGUCACAGAACGAUGCAAGCGCGUCUUCGAAGCGGGCGUCACACCGGUCCUGGUGACGCACAGCAAGAAUGGCUCACCCGCGUCGCUCUCACUCACUGUCGCUAUCAUUUACUCCCUUUCAGUUACGACGUCGCUGCGUGGAAAGCUUGCCCAGCAGGGCGCCGUCAAGCUCCUCUUGGCGGCGUGGGCGACCCUGCCGGAGUCGGAAGCUGCAGGUCGUCGCACGGCCGCACAAGCUUUGGCGCGCAUUCUCAUCAGCACCAACCCGUCCCUCGUAUUCGGCGGAAGCCGCUCCAACCCGCAGAGCUCUGCGAUCCGGCCUCUCAUCUCCAUCAUUCCCCCAGACCCGGCCGCCGAGACCCGGGACCUCCUCCCGACCUUCGAGGCGCUCAUGGCUCUCACCAACCUCGCAUCCACUGAUGAUCUCGACACCAGACGGGCCAUUGUCCGGGUGGCGUGGCCGCAGAUCGAGGAUCAGCUUCUCAGCUCGAAUGCCCGGGUGUCCAAGGCCGCGGUCGAACUCGUCUGCAACCUCGUACAGGCCGCCGAAGGCAUGGCGCUGUACGCCGACGGUAGCCCCCAGGCCAAGGGCCGUUUGCACAUCCUCCUCGCCUUGGCGGAUGCUGAAGACGAAGGAACGCGCAGCGCGGCAGGUGGUGCGUUGGCAGCCCUCACGGGGCACGAGAACGUUGUGCAGGCCGUUGUGGAACGCGAGCGGGGCGUCAAGGUCAUACUCGACAUGUGCGCCGACGACAACGAGGACCUGCGGCACCGCGCUGGCUUCAUUGUCUACAACAUGGUGGCUGCCGAAGGCGCGCCCGGGGCCAACGCGCGGAAGAAGAUCGUCGAGGAGGGCGGUCUUGAGGCUCUCAAGGAGGCGGCCAAGAAGAGCCGGCGGGCUGAGGUGGUCGAGGUUCUGGUGCAGGCUUUGAAGAUUCUACUCGAGGACGACCGGGCGUUGGAAGGUUAG
This is a messenger RNA of Colletotrichum destructivum, 2118 nucleotides long. RefSeq names its product Putative armadillo-like helical, UNC-45/Cro1/She4, central domain-containing protein. Gene Ontology annotation, cellular component: cytoplasm. The coding region runs from base 1 to 2118 and encodes 705 amino acids. The transcript has 2 exons. Gene Ontology annotation, molecular function: Hsp90 protein binding. The record is from RefSeq and is a predicted model, not a curated record. Lineage: Eukaryota; Fungi; Ascomycota; Sordariomycetes; Glomerellales; Glomerellaceae.